AUGCUCGUCUUUCAUUUAAUCUCUUCUAUAGCGGCUAAAUCUGAUUCCUCGCUGUACAUAAAGUUAACAUUCGACAUUGUAUUGUAUCUGGGAACCUAUGCGGGUGCCAGUUUAUCUAUUUGCAGCUCACAUAAAAACGUGCUUUGGAAGUUCCAGCCGUUAAUUUACUGUAUUUUGGAAGACCUUGAUGUUAAUCAACAUGUCAGUUUCCAUAUACAAUAUCGUAAAAGCAGUUACAGUCCAGAUCCCUUGAGUGAAAGUCGGGUAUAUGUUGUCACUGCAAUCGCCCUAUUUAUGUUCCUGAUGAGAGUAUAUUUCCUAAUCGCAGCUGAGGAGAGUGAUAAACUAUUAUUGGCAGCCAAAAAGAUUAGAAGGGCAACGAGCACGGACUUUGUGGUAUCUUUAGUUGCAGAUGAUUUUUCUCGAGCCAGCAAUACAUAUGUUGGAAGACUAAGGUCUAACUUUCUGGGGACAAAGUUCACCAUAUAUGACUGUGAACCUCCGAAUGAUGCUGCAGUGCACCAUAAUAGUAGGUCGAGUCGAAGGUUCAACACGAGGCAAGUAUCUCCAAGAUUACCUGCUUAUAACUACAAUGUAGCCACUAUUUCCUACGAACUCAAUGUUCUCCGCACAAGAGGUCCUAGGAGAAUGAAUUGUGUCAUGAGUUCAAUUCCGGUCUCUUCAAUUCAGGAGGGAGGCACUGCCCCGACACCAACAUCAUUUCCACAAUGUUAUGAUGACAAAUCGUCUUCCCUACGGAUUUCAGAAGGAAAGGACUCGGCCUUAAAUUUCAGCUCCCGAAAACUUUCAAGUUCAUCAUUAACGCCACCACUUUCUGGAGAGCCACUAGUUCUAAAAAACAAAGCUCCUAGAUGGCAUGAACAAUUGCAGUGCUGGUGCCUGAAUUUCAAGGGCCGUGUUACAGUAGCUUCUGUUAAAAAUUUCCAGCUUGUGGCUAAUGUUGAUCCAUCUCUCAACAUAUCAGCUGCAGAACAAGAAAAGGUAAUUUUACAGUUUGGAAAGAUCGGAAAAGACAUUUUCACCAUGGAUUAUCGCUACCCUCUCACUGCCUUUCAAGCCUUUUUAAUCUGCUUGAGCAGCUUCGACUCAAAACCAGCAUGUGAAUAAUCUUCACAUGCGUCACAUAGAUUAUGCUCGACUUUCAUUUAAUCUCUUCUAUAGCGGCUAAAUCUUAUUCCUCGCUGUACAUAAAGUUUACAGUCGACAUUGUAUUGUAUCUGGGAACCUAUGCGGGUGCCAGUUUAUCUAUUUGCAGCUCACAUAAAAACGUGCUUUGGAAGUUCCAGCCGUUAAUUUACUGUACUUUGGAAGACCUUGAUGUUAAUCAACAUGUCAGUUUCCAUGUACAAUAUCGUAAAAGCAGUUAUAUAUCAUUCCAUUUUAUGCA
Molecule: messenger RNA, 1408 nt
Organism: Olea europaea var. sylvestris
Lineage: Eukaryota; Viridiplantae; Streptophyta; Magnoliopsida; Lamiales; Oleaceae
Product: tubby-like F-box protein 5
Exons: 4
Coding region: 1-1128 (375 amino acids)
Source: RefSeq, a predicted model, not a curated record